Molecule: messenger RNA, 1197 nt
Organism: Drosophila grimshawi
Lineage: Eukaryota; Metazoa; Arthropoda; Insecta; Diptera; Drosophilidae
Gene: Or67d
Product: odorant receptor 67d
Biological process (GO): detection of chemical stimulus involved in sensory perception of smell; sensory perception of smell
Cellular component (GO): plasma membrane
Molecular function (GO): odorant binding; olfactory receptor activity
Source: RefSeq, a predicted model, not a curated record
AUGGGAGACGAACCGAAUUGCCUGGUGGCCUAUCGUCGGGUUAUUUAUUUACUAAGACUUAUUACUAAAAAUUGCGGUGCGGAUAUUUUGGAACCGAACUUUAAAUUUAAUAAGUUGACCUACAUUAUGUUUGGUUUGACAUUCCUAUUUUAUCUCGGUACAUUUUACACGAUAUAUACAAGUGUCGUUACUGAAGGAAACUUCAACGUAAUUUUGGAAAUAACCAGCUUUUUGGGUGCCGCCAUUUUGGUCAACACAAAACUGUUCUGCUUCUUUCGUUGGGCCCACUUGUUUAGAGAAUCGCAGACAUUUUUGGACACCACCUACAUGGGUUUCGAGAAACUCGGAGGCGACUACAAGAAAGUGAUGCUCGAUGGCAUAAGAGCUAUUAUCAAAAGUAUUAAAAUAUUGAUAUUAGUUUACAUGGCACUCAUUGUUAGCUGUACGGGAUUCCCAGCGGUGUAUUAUGCAUUCUACAACAAGCGAAUUUUAAUCAUGCAGUUUCUGCUUCCGUUCGUGGAUAAGAACACAACGAUUGGAUAUUUGUUGCUAUGCGGUGUACAUUCUGGAUGCCUAAUUUUUGGGGCACUGGGAAACUUUGCAGCAGACGCGUAUUUUGUCACCUUUGUCGGAAGUGUACCGCUUCUCAAGGACAUAUUGGCUUGCAAGUUUAAACAUCUCAAUAGACUUAUGGAUAGAAAAGCUCCCGAGAAGGCAACAAGAGCACAAUUGCGCAAGGCUAUGGUGAACAUUAUUCUCUGGCAUAAAGAUUAUCUGAGCUUACAGUUUCGUGUAAGACGCAUAUCCUUUGGCGUCAUCGCGGCACAAAUACUGAGCUCCUUUUUCAGUGUUUUGAGCAGCAUGUACUGCUUAUUGGCUGGCGAUUGGCCCGCGGCUCCCGUCUAUUUGAUCUUCUCGCUUCUGACUCUGUAUUUGUAUUGUGGACUGGGCACCAUUGUUGAAAAAUCGAAUGAUGAUUGCGUCACAAUCAUCUACACCGAAUGCCGCUGGUAUGACCUGCCCAUAUCAGAGCAGCAUUUUCUAUUGCUCAUGCUGCGCAUGUCCCAGACUACGUCAUCUCUGUCCGUGGCCGGCAUGAUGCCACUGAACGUGAACACCGCGCUGCAACUGACAAAGGCCGCUUACAGUAUGGGCAUGAUGCUGAUGACAAACGAGGAUUAGUGGGUAUAUGCUGAU